Molecule: messenger RNA, 2581 nt
Organism: Fragaria vesca subsp. vesca
Lineage: Eukaryota; Viridiplantae; Streptophyta; Magnoliopsida; Rosales; Rosaceae
Product: E3 ubiquitin-protein ligase COP1-like
Exons: 15
Coding region: 283-2271 (662 amino acids)
Biological process (GO): proteasome-mediated ubiquitin-dependent protein catabolic process
Molecular function (GO): protein binding; ubiquitin protein ligase activity
Source: RefSeq, a predicted model, not a curated record
ACACCUCUCUACUCCUCUCAAAUUCUAAACACCACAACAGAAAAAGAAACCCAAUUCCCAAACUUCGUUGUUUAAUUUCAGACCACCCCCUUGGUGUUGCUCAGUCCAAAUUCCAAAAUUGCCGAACUUUCCAUAAACUGUGGAAGAAAGCACCCCAUUAAAGCAAACAGCAAGUCCUUAUUCCUGGAGAUGACUACAUCUGGACGUGCAUCAACGUGAUUUGGUUCUUAGUACAUCAAUUGGGCUCAAUCGUAAAGAGGGACGGUGAGAUACAUAGAAAGAAUGGAGGAGUGUUCAACUGGGGCACUAGUCCCGGCAGUGAAAGUGGAACCAUUUUUAUCAAGCGUUGGGGGUUCAGUGGAUCCAUGCAGCAGUGACAUGGGUCGUCUGACAGAGGAGAAAGGAAUGUCAGAGGUGGACAAGGAUUUGCUGUGUCCAAUUUGUAUGCAGAUUGUAAAGGACGCAUUCCUCACAGCGUGCGGUCAUAGCUUCUGCUAUAUGUGCAUCAUCACUCACCUUAGCAAUAAGAGUGACUGCCCUUGCUGUGCUCAAUCCCUCUGCAAGAACCAAUUGUUCCCAAAUUUCUUACUGGACAAGCUUCUGAAGAAGACUUCGGCUCAACAAAUUUCAAAAAGCGCAUCCCCUGUGGAGCAUUUUCGUCAGGCAUUGCAGCAGGGCUGUGAAGUGUCCAUCAAGGAGCUUGACACCUUAUUGGCACUCCUUACAGAGAAGAAGAGGAAAAUGGAACAAGAAGAAGCCGAGAGAAAUAUGCAAAUAUUGCUCGACUUCUUGAAUUGCUUAAGGAAGCAGAAAGUUCAAGAGCUGAAUGAGGUACAAUCCCAUCUUCAAUUUCUUAAAGAAGACAUAAGUGUAGUUGAGAGACGCAGAAUGGACUUGUACCGUGCCAAGGAUAGGUACUCUGUCAGGCUACGGACGCUUGGAGGAGAUGAUUCUUCCAAUGGUGCAAGAAAUUCAUGGCCUUCCUCUAUAGACAACAAUUCCAGUGCUCUCAGAGUACGAGGAGGAACGUCCUCUUGGAAUAUUCAGGGACGAGGUUUGCAGAGGAAUGAUGCUUUAAGCGCAUCAGACUCCCAGUUUAUGAAUCAAUCGGGACUUGCUGUUGCCAGGAAAAAGCGGGUCCAUGCAUUGUUUGAUGAGCUACAAGAGUGUUACCUGCAAAAGCGACGUCAGAUGAACCAACCAUAUUCCCAGCUAGAACGGAACAGAUCUAUAAUACCCAGAGAAGGUUAUACUGCAGGUCUUGCCGAUUUCCAAUCAGUGCUUACUACAUUAACACGCUACAGUCGAAUGAGGGUCAUUGCUGAACUUAGGCAUGAGGAUCUAUUUCACUCGGCCAAUAUAGUAUCAAGCAUUGAAUUUGACCGUGAUUAUGAGUUGUUCGCCACUGCUGGAGUUUCAAAGUGCAUAAAAGUUUUUGACUUUUCCUCGGUUGUGAAUGAUCCAGCUGAUAUGCACACUGCCGUUGUGGAGAUGCCUACACGAUCAAAGCUGAGUUGCUUGAGCUGGAACAAGUUUACUAAAAACCAUAUAGCUAGUACUGAUUAUGAGGGAAUAGUAACUGUUUGGGAUGUAGAUACUCGGCAGAGUAUCAUGGAAUAUGAAGAGCAUGAGAAACGUGCUUGGAGUGUUGAUUUUUCAUGCACAGAACCCUCAAUGCUUGUAUCUGGAAGUGAUGAUUGUAAGGUAAAGGUUUGGUGCACAAGGCAGGAAGCUAGUGUUCUUAACAUUGACAUGAAAGCGAACAUAUGUUGCGUGAAGUAUAAUCCUGGAUCGAGCAACUGCAUUGCGGUUGGUUCAGCAGAUCAUCAUAUUCACUAUUAUGAUUUAAGAAAUGUGAGUCAACCACUGCAUGUGUUCACUGGGCACAGGAAAACUGUUUCGUAUGUGAAGUUCUUGUCGAACUAUGAGCUUGCCUCAGCAUCUACUGAUAGCACUUUGCGGUUAUGGAAUGUGAAGGAUAAUAUGCCAGUUCGAACUUUUAAAGGUCAUACAAAUGAGAAGAACUUCGUAGGUCUUACAGUUAACAACGAGUACAUCGCAUGUGGCAGCGAAACGAAUGAAGUGUUUGUGUAUCAUAAGGAAAUUUCUAAACCUGUGACUUGGCAUAGAUUUGGGUCACCUGAUAUGGAAGACACCGAAGAUGAUGCAGGGUCUUACUUCAUCAGUGCUGUAUGUUGGAAGAGUGAUAGCCCUACAAUGCUAACAGCUAAUAGUCAGGGAACCAUUAAGGUCCUGGUUCUUGCGGCUUAAACUAUUGAAUGCAAAUAAGAUGACCGAAACAGCUGUUGCUGUUGCUAUGUUAAAUUGUUUGUACAUAUUGUAGGCCGGUAACAAUGCUAGUAAUCCAAACAUCCAAUGCAACUGAAUGCUACAGAUUGCCUCACCUUCACAACUGUGUAGUAGAAUGGAAAUCAAACCUACUAAUCCAAAUAUCCAAUGCAACUUAACCCAAAGUGUUAUUUGGUAGACAGUAGACUCACCUUCACAACUGUGUUGCAGAAUGGAAUUCAAACAAUCCAUUGGUAGACUGUAGACAUAUCUAUGUGUCACAUUUGAGCGG